AACCAUCCUACCGGGUACCCAUUGACUGCUGGGUAACCGUGGCAUAUUUCGAACAUAGUCACUUGGACACCACAUGUAUCACAUGUGAACAGCCUAAUCACAAAGCCCAAAGGUAAAUCGAUUAUUUUGAUAAUUAUUGUAAAUGCAGGAAAAAAUCCGUUUAAACAUUGCGUAUAAAAUUAGUUUGAUCAUAUUUUGAAGCUGACAUUUUUAUGUACUUUCACUAUUAAAUAUAUACAUUAUUCAUUUGUACUUUGAUUUGUCCAAGCGGGAAACAAUAGCAUAUGACUCACGCAGUACCAGCGAUGCGAAGAACUUGGCAGACGACAGCAACAAACAACAUUAAAGACGCCAUGAUGGUAACACGAGCGCAAUAUUUUCAAGUUCCAAGUUUUGAGAAACGGAAGGGAUGUGAUAUAAAACCCGGGUACUUCUGUCGCGACACAAUGAGUGCUGGGAAGGUCCAGUGACAUUUCACACGUCUCAGAAACACAACAAUUUUCACCUUGAAAAAAAAGUCACCACAGACAGCGCGUGAUAAACUACGACCCCAGAAAGUAGUUCCGGCUGAAUUAUCUGCCUACAGCGGACUGAUGGACUAACAAAUUGGUUACGUGUUAAGUCCAAAAUGAUAACUUUGAUGCGCGUUUACCUUGCUAAGAUACGAAAGGGUGAUGAAAUAUGACACAGAAGGAAAGGGAUGACGAUAGGCUUGCGUUUGAAGUACCAAGAAAAUCACAAGAAAUUUGAGUGCAAGGUGUAGCAUUUUCAUCACGGAACAUUUCAAAAUGGCGUCCGCGUGGUAUUCGACAUGUCUCCUGGCUGCAGUUGUUUUAUCUGUCAAUGGAGCGAGCCAGUUUACGCCCAUCGUUGACCGCUUUCCGAGUAUGGAAUUCGUCACCGGAUCGAACGGAAGCAUGACGUUAGAGGCCCAGAUGCCUGGCAACGUGUCGAUCAUCACAUCUGAUGGCCACACCGUCUACUACAAGAACGUCGACCUCCUCAAGAUCAUCAGGCUGGUCAACGCCACCCCUCCUAUCUGGGACGACUAUGGGACAUACGGCUACGUUGGAUCCUUCUUGGGACUACAAAAAAUAUCAGCUUUCAUCCACGCGAAGGAUCCCGAGGAUCGUGGCAUGACGUACACCGUGAUAGCUGGGGACCUCCCCGUGGGGAUCAGUCUGGACCCUCUCACUGGGGAACUGAAGGGUGUGGCCCCCGACCUUGACGCCACCUACGUCGUGACGGUCCGCGUAACCAAUACCCUGGGUGCCUUCGCAGACGCAAUCUUCAAAAUUGCUGUCAAAAAUUCCCAUGUCUGCAUGGACAGUCCGUGCCUGCACGAGAGCACCUGUGAAGAACACAAAGGAACAUUCCGAUGUGACUGUCUCCAUCCCUAUGGCGGGAAACUGUGCGAGCUGAACUGCACAGGUAACGCUCUUGGAGUGUCUCAAAGUGUUAAGACGGUCCAUAAUGCUCAAAUGUCGGCGUACCUCACUUACACUACGUACAGCGCAUCCGACGGAAGGAUCGGAGGGAAGGGAUGGUUCGGAGUUGGGGAGCACUCCUGGCUCCAGAUCGAUCUAGGCAACCAGACGUUGAUCCACGGCGUGCAGAUGCAAGGCCAAGACGGCAACUACUACACCUCCAAGUACCUAGUCCAGUACAGCCUCGACGGCAGUCAUUUCCACAACUACACCAACCCCUUCAGCGGCGUCGUGGAGGAACUUGUAGGGUCGACCUCGGCUGCAGUGGUCACCAGCUACCCCGGCAGGACAUUGCCGCUGCUGACCCGUUACGUGAGACUGGUGCCUACAGACUGGAACAAGUCCUACAUGCCAAACAUGAGAGUGGAGUUGCUGGGAUGUCACUUGUACUAGAUCUUCGCAUAGAAUAAACAUGAUUAAUGUUUUAA
Molecule: messenger RNA, 1915 nt
Organism: Haliotis rubra (blacklip abalone)
Lineage: Eukaryota; Metazoa; Mollusca; Gastropoda; Lepetellida; Haliotidae
Product: EGF-like repeat and discoidin I-like domain-containing protein 3
Exons: 9
Coding region: 789-1880 (363 amino acids)
Cellular component (GO): membrane
Molecular function (GO): calcium ion binding
Source: RefSeq, a predicted model, not a curated record